Alternaria triticimaculans is the source of this 1716-nucleotide messenger RNA. RefSeq lists its product as uncharacterized. NCBI's taxonomy places the organism in Eukaryota, Fungi, Ascomycota, Dothideomycetes, Pleosporales, Pleosporaceae. The transcript has a single exon. The coding region runs from base 1 to 1716 and encodes 571 amino acids. Gene Ontology annotation, molecular function: FAD binding. The record is from RefSeq and is a predicted model, not a curated record.
AUGGCCACGCUCGACUAUCUCAAGCAGGCCUUAGUGCGAAGCGCCAACAUCAAACCUUCCGUCACCUCUUCCAGGGAGCCCUUGACCGACGAACAAUAUGCGGCAGGCUUCGAAACCUUCGUCCAAGGACCCAGUUGGGCGAUCUACCGCGACUUCAUCAUCCCAGAACUAUCCUACCUCCUAGCUCCUGCACACCAAUCAGAGAAGUUGAUCUCGGUUCUGGAGAUCGGCCCGGGCCCCAAGAGCAUUCUCGGGCAUCUACAUAGAAGCCUGCGAAAGAGGAUUGGGAAGUACACCGCUUUUGAACCCAAUGCCUUGUAUGCUCUGAAGCUGGGAAAGUGGUUGCAGGAUCAUGAGAAGACGGAUACAACCUCAAAAGCUCCGUUUCCUUGCUUGGAGAGUAAUCCUGUCAUCUACCGUACUCGUUUCGAUCCGGAUUGUGACACGCCGAGUGGUGCCGAUAUCGAGAAGUACGACAUCGUUCUCUUUUGUCACAGCAUGUACGGUAUGAAGCCGCAAGACAGUUUCAUCAAGCACGCGUUGAACAUGCUCCUCGAUGAUGGAAUCGUCGCAGUUUUCCGUCGUGAGGGUAUUUUCCACAUCGACGGCUUGGCCUGCCACCAUUCGGCUUCCUAUCCCACCGGUUUCGUUGGCGUAGCAGAUAAAGAUGACGCACUGUAUAUAUUCGCAUCUUUCGUCGCUGGCUUCACCAUGCAAGACACCGACGAAGACAACGCUGUUCUAGCAAACUGGCGAAAGCUAUGUCGUGAUCUUGCCCACCGUGAUGACGGCCAUCCCUCAACCCUUCUAUUCUCCGCACCUGAAGUCAUGUUGGUUUUCAAUCACCACGCAGACAAAGUGGAGGAAUUGGAGAUGCGUGUGGGUCCGAUGCUAGAAGAGAACCCGGUGAAGAACCAACAAGCUCGUCUACAACGCCCCGCCGCUAUCGUCAGGCCAGAUACUAUUGAGAAGGUGCAAGAUUGCGUCCAGUGGGCACUCAAGCACGGCCUUGGCCUGACUGUUGUCGGUGGAGGACACAGCGCACAUUGCCACAGAUCCAAUGUGGUGGCAAUCGACAUGAGUGCUUUCGACUCCCUACAUGUACUCAAGAAGGUUGGGGAUGAAGAGGACCAAGACGCUGUCUUCACUCCACUUGCAGUCGUUGGGGCUGGAUGCACGACAGUCAAUAUCAUCAGCAAAACUCUGAAUGAGGACCUCACUGUACCUCUAGGAUCUCGUCCAAGUGUUGGAGCCGGACUCUGGCUACAAGGUGGUAUAGGCCAUCUUACGAGGAUGUACGGCCUCACCUGCGACAACAUUGUCGGCGCCGUACUCAUCAGUGUGGCUUCUGGAGAGAUCUUCUAUGUCGGCCGUGUGCCAAGCAAGUACCUUCCAAAGGAGGCUCGUCGCCCAGAGAAUGAAACCGACAUCCUUUGGGCACUGCAAGGUGCCGGCACGAACUUUGGUAUCGUACUCAGCGUAACACUUCGCGCCUAUAACGCCCACUCGUUUGUCACGCGAAACUGGGUAAUCCCUUUGAGCGACAAUGCCGAAGCCAAACGCAAACUUCGGGAGUUCGACGAGAUAGUCGCAAAUGGAUGCAGCGAGUUCUGUUCCGCCGACGCAUACCUGUAUUGGGAGGAUGAACGACGCAUCUUCCCCAUCGCCGACGACUAUCAUGUCAAAGCGCAAAGGCGAUAUAUGGGGAACCGCUAG